Molecule: messenger RNA, 1013 nt
Organism: Gracilinanus agilis (Agile Gracile Mouse Opossum)
Lineage: Eukaryota; Metazoa; Chordata; Mammalia; Didelphimorphia; Didelphidae
Product: COUP transcription factor 1-like
Exons: 1
Coding region: 82-714 (210 amino acids)
Biological process (GO): positive regulation of transcription by RNA polymerase II; anatomical structure development; cell differentiation
Molecular function (GO): nuclear receptor activity; zinc ion binding; RNA polymerase II cis-regulatory region sequence-specific DNA binding
Source: RefSeq, a predicted model, not a curated record
CCCCUUCCCCUCCCUCCUCUCUCUCCCCGGCAGCCCUCUGCGAGAAGCUCCGCUCCCCCAGCACUUUCUGGGCCCUGAGAUAUGGCAAUGGUAGUUAGCAGCUGGCGAGAUCCGCAGGAAGACGUGGCCGGGGGGAACCCAGGCGGCCCCAACCCCGCAGCCCAGCCCGCCCGGGAACAGCAGCAGCAGGCGGGUUCGGCGGCCCCGCACACCCCCCAGACCCCGAGCCAGCCGGGACCUCCGUCCACCCCAGGCACGGCGGGUGACAAGGGGCAAGGCCAGCCCGGCUCGGGCCAAAGCCAGCAACACAUUGAGUGUGUGGUGUGCGGGGACAAAUCGAGCGGGAAACACUACGGCCAAUUCACCUGCGAGGGCUGCAAAAGUUUCUUCAAGAGAAGCGUCCGCAGGAACUUAACUUACACAUGCCGUGCCAACAGGAACUGUCCCAUAGACCAGCAUCACCGCAAUCAGUGCCAAUAUUGCCGCCUCAAGAAGUGUCUCAAAGUGGGCAUGAGGCGGGAAGGUGAAUAUUUCUUCUCUUUUACUUCUAGCUUUGCUGUGUUUUUCUUUUUCUUUUCGUUGUUGUUUUUGCCUCUCCUUCAUUCGAAAAUACUAUCAUCUUCCCACUCUAAUCCUCCUCCCCCUCCCUCCCCUAGCCAUCUCCCCCAGCUUUGCAACCCAGGCUUCGCUUUUGCUAACACCUCCUCUCUUUAACGACCCCGUUCUCCACCACCACCCCCAUCCGCCUCGCAAUCCCCCUCCUGUACACCCCUCCUUCCUACUUAUCGUGAUGAGGAUUUUUUUUUAAUGAUGAGGAUUGGAAGGGAAAAAAAAAAAAAAAAAACCCUCACUCUUUCCUUAGUUCUGCUGUGUCUCUUCCCCCAAGCGUGUGUGUGUGGCUGCUUUAAUAUCUGUUGGCAUGAUGUUUUGGGGGGAUAAUUUUUUUUGCAAAGCUAUGUUUUGUCCAUUUACCCCUUUAAAAUCUUUAUUAAAUAGGAGGGUAGGAAGGUGGG